Acaulospora colombiana is the source of this 234-nucleotide messenger RNA. NCBI's taxonomy places the organism in Eukaryota, Fungi, Glomeromycota, Glomeromycetes, Diversisporales, Acaulosporaceae. The record is from the annotation of a GenBank genome assembly.
AUGAUUCGGUUGCUGUAUGACCCAUUUGGUGGUGUUGGAUUAGACGGCUACGUAGUGGACGAGCCCAAGUUUUUGCGCUUGGAAUUCAGGGCUGCCGCCGCUCAACAGAUUUUGUCUUCCGCGCUAAACUCGGGUCCAGAGCUACAUCCUGUGAUUACACCGAGGUUGGCACAUAACCUACCAGCACCUGCCUGGAGAGGCAUGGAUGCAGCUUUUAGCUCCCCCGAACAGAAU